AAUACCACCAUUUUAUAGGGACAGCUCAGCUUCCGGUUUCUCUAGCAAAAUGGAGUUUCUAGAUAAGUUCAGUUUUCUUGAUGAUGUUCGGCGUAUGAAUAAGCGACAGCUUUAUUAUCAAGUAUUAAACUUUGGAAUGAUUGUUAGUUCAGCUCUUAUGAUAUGGAAGGGUCUCAUGGUUGUUACUGGGAGUGAAAGCCCAAUUGUUGUUGUUUUGAGUGGUAGCAUGGAACCUGCUUUUCACAGAGGAGACUUACUAGUCUUAACAAACAAUAAACAAGACCCGAUCAGAGUAGGAGACAUCGUUGUGUUCAAAAUCGAAGGACGAGAAAUUCCUAUAGUCCAUCGUUGUUUGAAAGUUCAUGAAAGAGAGAAUGGAACCAUUAAAUUUCUCACGAAGGGAGACAAUAAUGAGGUAGAUGAUAGAGGAUUAUAUGCUAAAGGACAAUCAUGGCUAGAAAACAAAGAUGUUGUUGGAAGAGCAAAAGGAUUUGUGCCUUACAUUGGAAUGGUCACUAUAUUAAUGAAUGAUUAUCCUAAAUUCAAGUACUUGGUUUUAGGAGUUUUAGGUUUGUUUGUUCUUUGCCAUCGAGAGUAAGAUCAUAAAGACGUUAUUGACUCAUUAAAACUUGUUAACUGAGGAAAAUGUUAUCAUAAUUUCCAUAGGCGUCGAUGUUCGUGUUUUAUAUAUUAUAGAUUGAGAAAUACAUUCGUUAGAUUCGUUAAAUUAAUGUAUUGACAUAAGAGUCUAUCCUAUUUAACACUGCUAAUAAAGUCUGGAC
Messenger RNA from Dimorphilus gyrociliatus, 782 nucleotides. The record is from the annotation of a GenBank genome assembly. NCBI's taxonomy places the organism in Eukaryota, Metazoa, Annelida, Polychaeta, Dinophilidae.